Lingula anatina is the source of this 2307-nucleotide messenger RNA. RefSeq names its product protein arginine N-methyltransferase 3. Gene Ontology annotation, biological process: chromatin remodeling; peptidyl-arginine methylation, to asymmetrical-dimethyl arginine. Gene Ontology annotation, molecular function: histone methyltransferase activity; protein-arginine N-methyltransferase activity. The record is from RefSeq and is a predicted model, not a curated record. Gene Ontology annotation, cellular component: nucleus. NCBI's taxonomy places the organism in Eukaryota, Metazoa, Brachiopoda, Lingulata, Lingulida, Lingulidae.
UCUGUGAGAUGAUAUUUUGACGAAUUUAACACACCUUGGACAUUUAAUUGUUAAAGAUCUUUUAACUGUUCCGAACGGGAUUAUUUGAACUUGUUAAUAACGGGCUCAAAAGGGGACUGGGCCCAGCUUUCACAGUUUUCCAGUGGCACACGUACCGUGUUAAUAUAGUGGCCCAUUGACAGAGAAAUUAAAUACCCCUGCCUUGGUCUGCGGAGCUAGUUGGAUAGGUGCAGCUUACUGUCAUAAUGGCAAGUGAAAAAGAAUAUUAUGCAGUCGGAGACCAUGAAGAUCAGGAUUGGGAAGAAGGCCUUGGUGAUGAUGAUGCUUGGGAGGAAUGCGAUGAUGAGUCACCUGUACCAGUUUUAUGCCUAUUUUGCCAGCAGACAUUUCCAGCAGCAGAAAGUGUCUUUGAACACUGCAAAACAUGUCAUAUGUUUGAUAUAUUUCAACUUAGAAAUACCCUGAAUCUUGACUGCUUCAGUUACAUAAAAUUGGUCAACUUUAUAAGAUCACAUAAACCACUUCCUGGUGAUAUAACCACAAUGUAUAUUUCUGGUCAGGCCUCCUGGAAUGAUGAUGCCUAUAUGAAGCCAGUGCUGGAUGAAGACCAGUUACUUCAGUAUGAUAUAGAAGACAGUGAGUGUCCUUGGGAAGAGCCUUCACUCCCAGAGAUCUCAGGGGAGAAGGACAGCAAUUCAGCAAAGCUUUUAAUGGAGAAAUUAAGGUGGAGAGAAGCCCAGGUAGAACAACUGGAGAUAGAUCUGCAACAGGCUGCAAAGACAGUAGAGAAAAUGAGAAACUCUGCAAAAGAAUUUCUUAUAUCAGCACCAGAAGUCCCAGUAUCUCAGAAUGCUAUAGAAAGCUUACAGGAAGAUGAAGAUGAGGCUUAUUUUUCUUCAUAUGGACACUUUAGUAUUCACGAGGAAAUGCUUAAGGAUAAAGUAAGAACAGAGAGUUAUAGAGACUGUAUGUACAAGAAUACAGACCUCUUCAAAGGCAAAGUGGUACUUGAUAUAGGAUGUGGCACAGGGAUUCUCAGUAUGUUUGCAGCCAAGGCUGGGGCAAGGCGUGUAAUAGGAAUCGACCAGUCAGAUAUCAUUUGUCAAGCCAUUGAUAUAGUCAGAGAAAAUGGUAUGGAAGAUGUAAUAACAUUGAUAAAGGGAAAAGUGGAAGAUGUCGACAUUCCUGAGAAAGAGGUUGACAUUAUAAUCUCAGAAUGGAUGGGGUAUUUUUUAUUAUUUGAGUCUAUGCUAGAUACAGUGUUGUAUGCCAGGGACAAGUGGCUAUCUCCUGGUGGUUCAGUUCUGCCAAGUCAUUGUAAUAUCUCCCUAGCUGGUCUUAGAGAUGAGAGUCUAUACAGGAAGCAUGUGGCUUACUGGGAUGAUGUCUAUGGUUUCAAAAUGAGCUGCAUGAAAGUCGCUGUGAUGAGAGAAGCAAGUGUAGAGGUUGUCAACAAAGAUAGUGUUCUGACUACUGCAUGUGUUGUUAAGGACAUCGAUAUAGAAAAGUGUACUGUCAAGGAAUUGGACUUUUCUUCACCUUUCUCUUUGGAAGCAACUUCAGACGGAGAAUUGACUGCUAUAGUGGGAUAUUUUGAUAUUUUUUUCAACUCUGGUUGUCAAAAUAAGGUCAUGUUUUCCACAAGUCCCAGUGACACUGCCACACACUGGAAGCAAACUGUUUUUCUCCUACAGACACCUGUAAAUGUUGAAAAGAAUCAGAGAUUAGAAGGCAGUGUAUCCUGCAAGAAAAACAGACGGGACCCUCGAUCUCUUAUUGUGACUAUUAACUUGGAAGGGAAAACGACAACAUAUCUGAUGCAGUGACAUAUAUGGGAUAUGGGGUUAAUAUGGUGCUUAUCCUGAGGCGUUUGUCCAACAGUGGAACACUAUAGGCUCUAAAUGAUGAUGAUGAUGAUGAUCCCUAUUCCCCUUUACUUUAAGACUAGUUGUACUAAAGUCAUAAUGCAUUUUCAAAAAAUGACUACCUUUUCUAAAAAAGCUGCAUUUUUAUCAAAGUUAAAAUGCAAGGAAGACUUUAUUGCUCACUCUGCUUACUUAAUUAACAAAACCAACCAGUAGUCAAGAAGAUUGUGACCUUGAAAAUACGCUUAUUGGCUAUUUUUGAGUUCGUUACUUCAUUGCAGUUGAUUUGUUAAAGACCUUGAUUAAAAUUUAUAAAUUCUAUUCAUUUCAUGCCAAAGUACCCUACUCUGCCUCUUAAAUGUAAAAUAUGUGAAACUAUUUAUAUACGUGUUAGAAAUGUAUGUUGCAGUAAACUAAAAAUGCAGGAUACUUAAUUUUCCAA